AUGACACAUUCACAUCAUCGCUCUUCGCUUCCUCAUUUUGACCUUGCCAACCAUCCACCGGCAUCCACUAUUCAAAUGAUGACUCAGCUUUUGGAACGGAUUACAAAGACAAACGACAAACUGCAGGCCAGUAGCCACGAUAAGCGUUCAGCAUACACUUGUUUCCAUGCAAGAAGCAUACCGACCAUCUCCAUCCAUUCCUAUUUGAAUCGUAUCCUCAAAUAUUGCCCCUGCACAAACGAAUGCUUUCUCAGCUUGUUGGUGUACUUUGAUCGGAUGUCUCGUAAUGCGACUGGUCUACGUAUCGACUCUUUCAAUAUCCAUCGCUUGGUCAUUGCCGGUAUCAUGGUUGCCAGCAAAUUCUACAGUGACAUUUUCUUUACGAAUACAAGAUACGCAAAGGUCGGAGGUCUACCAGUAGCCGAGUUGAAUGCCUUGGAACUAGAAUUUCUCCACCUCAAUGACUUCAAUCUCAACGUGACGAUAGAAGAAUUACAACAAUACGGUGAUCAGUUGUUGAUGCAUUGGAUACGUGAAGAAGAACGAAAAAGGGACUUGCAGUGGCGAAGGAAGGAGGUUGAUCUCAUGAUGCGAUCGAGGAGCACCAGCAGUACAAGCAACAGUAGCUGUGAAGACGAUAUGGAUCGAUAUCACCACCACCAUCAUCAUCAUCGACAUCGUACUAGCAGCAGAGAACAUCAUCAUCACCAUAUGCAAGAACGACCUUUUACAACAACACCUCUUCAUCGCAAACAGACAACAUCGACAACGUCACCUUCAAAUACUACACAAAGACAUUCGUGGCACAUUGAUCAUCAUCCUCAUCAUCAUCGCUUACCCACUCCACCUUAUAUUAUCCAUCCGUAA
This is a messenger RNA of Lichtheimia ornata, 867 nucleotides long. RefSeq lists its product as uncharacterized. The record is from RefSeq and is a predicted model, not a curated record. Gene Ontology annotation, cellular component: cyclin-dependent protein kinase holoenzyme complex; nucleus. The coding region runs from base 1 to 867 and encodes 288 amino acids. Lineage: Eukaryota; Fungi; Mucoromycota; Mucoromycetes; Mucorales; Lichtheimiaceae. The transcript has 2 exons. Gene Ontology annotation, molecular function: protein kinase binding; cyclin-dependent protein serine/threonine kinase regulator activity. Gene Ontology annotation, biological process: regulation of cyclin-dependent protein serine/threonine kinase activity.